CAGCUGCUCGCGAGCUCCAUGUGAAGGUUGGAAGAGUACCAUCUGGAACUUCUAGUUCUACUGACUUUUUUACGCGGCUUCACUGAUUUUUAAAUCAGUCAGUGCAUGCAGUGCAAUAGCGUUACAAAUACAAGACCUGGAUGAAACUCUCCAAUGUUUUGUUCUGCUUUAUCAUAGAAUUUAGAAACUGUGACUAUAUCUUCAAAAACCGCUUUUGAAUUAAGAGCCUACAACUAGCCGAGUUGGAAAAUGGUGGAUACUGCAGUCAGACCUCGUCCUGUGGGCGAUUUACGGUUGCAUAUGCAAACAGACACAAAUGCCGGACCCAAUAGUAUCCAGCAGGUUGUGCUGAAUCGGCGCCAGCGACAGAUGAAAUUCCCCCAUCUACGGGGUCGCUGGGAUGUGGACAGCUUUCAGUGGAAAUCCAGCCCGAAUUUAGUGAAGUACCACGACGACACGCUGGCCCCGCUACGAGACAACGUCCCCAUCAUCGACCCCGUCUCGGGGUUCGUCUCUGCCGCCACGGACGUGGACCGCAACACCGGUGUGGACCGUAUGCCGUCCAUGCAGCAGGUGGACAAUACCCCGAACACCGUGACACCGCUAUCCCCUCGCCCGACGACCACCAAAGCCCACAGGGAGAAGGAAAAGGAGAAAGACAGGGGAACCUUCGUGCCGAAGAAACCUGUCACCCCGCAGUUCUCCAGGGCGAGGUCAAACCCUGAAAUGAGACUGGUGAAAAGCGAGUCGGAUGUGACACACAUUUUGAAUGAUCCAGGGACAUGGGCUGGCAGGAAAAUUAGUGAUGGCUUCAUCAGAGCAAAGUUGGGAGGGUGGACAAGCUCCGUGGACCCAAGAGAUGCUGCAAAGGAACAAGAAAGGAUUUGGAGGCAAAUUCACGCUCGUAACAUCAAGGGACAGAUGGAUGCUGUGGAUAAAUCUCCCAACUGGCGGGACGAAGCUGCUCUGAGGUACAUUUACACAUCUGCAGCCCAAAGAACCUCCGAGGAUGUGGAUUGGGACAGCAAGUUGCCUCCUAAGAUCUUGCCUCCGGCCUCCACCAUGGAAGCCCAAGCUGACCCUGUAUCUCAGUGCUUCACCAACAUGAAGAGAUACGACCCAAAGGCUCAGCCCUGGCAGAAUCUUGGGAGAUCCUGGGAUUGGUUCCAGACAAGAGAUGGACACCACAUACGAGGGCCGAUUGAAUUCUGUAGCCCUCAUAGGAAGAACAACCAAAUUCCCAACUAUACUGGCAGCAUAGGAGGGGAAGGAGAAAGAGACGACCCUCACAAGUUCUUCAUACCGACCACUGUACUACGAAGUCUGGUUCCUAAAUACACUGACACUGCCAGACGUGCUAACAUCCCAGGUUACACCGGAUGCACUCACUGGAUAGGCACCGAAUCAGCCAAUCUGAAUGUAGGCAUUCCACAGCCGCAGACCACUGCGCGAGUCCACAGGAGUUUGCCAGCAGACCUGAACAUGUCACCGCACAAGCGCACUUCUCGGAUGUCGCGAAUGAUCACACUGGUGCCUCCAGGAAACCCCUUCAACGCCAUCAGUAAAGAGGAGAGAACGCUAGAGCAGUAUCACUGAAUUUCAGCACGUUGACAUCAUACAAUUUGACAAUCAAUUGAGUCUUACCCAUUAAGGAUGAUGAGGGAGGAAUGCCUGUGACAAUGAAGUUUAGUGUUGGGAUCAAGCAUUGUGGUGUGAAGUAGGGAGUGAACUGAACAGAAUGCGAGAAGGAGAAUUCGAACUGAGAAUGAAUUCUGAAAGUUGUGAAUGGGAUGAUGAUAAUUAGUCAUGCUGAGCCAUCAAAAAUCAAUUCAUCUAGUCAUUUCAAGUUAAUCUGUAUUUAUCUAGCCACAAAUCAUCCAGUCUCAAGUCAUCACAUAAGCUACUGAAAUGAAUUGUCAUAUAGUCAAUCUUUUUCUGUCCUUCAUGCCUUUUUUCCUGACUUUUCUUGCUGUUAACAUGAGAUUCACGAAUAGAAUACAUGCAUUUCUGGGUGAUGGUGAGAGUAAUAUCCACUUUGAGCAGAAAAAGCCCUGGACGGUUGAAAAGAUCCACGAUCCUCUCUUGGUCCCCGGUUUGGAUGGAUUACAGUGUAGAAAGAUGGUUGAUACUCCCGUUCUAUCUUGUUUUUUAAAUUCAAGGCCAAAAGCAUAAUAAAUGACGAUAAUCUUUAAUUAAAGUCCGACCACAGUGUGGAUCAAGUGUGUCACACGUGUGAUAUGAGACAAUGAGUGAUGACGACGAACAGACUGGGGGAGAAAUGGAGUGACUAGCUUCACAAUGACUAAAACUAGAGCAUGUACGCAUGUUUCUUUUGAGGUGGUUACUCCAAAUUGUGUAAACGGACUUUUGGCACUUUCAUCCAUAAAUUUGAAUUGGGCAAAGUCUAGCAAAUAUGGACUCCUCUUGUAUCAUUCCGUUUCCUGCUGUUCUCUUUGGAAAGAAAUCACGUCCAGAUUUGUCUCACAAGUAGUGUUUUUGAUGGCCGCAAUCAUGAGCAUUUUGGCACUGGUUUUGAUAGUGCUUUGAAACAACUAUGGCUAUAAAAUGCCCAUGCAUGACUAAACUCGAGCGCUACAGAACAGUUUUGAUAAUGAAGAUGGUGAUAUUUUUGAAUGGGAAGUCAUUUUUGGCACUGCUAACAGCUUUUCGAGUAUGUUUAAACAUAUGUGGGCAUGGAUCCGGGGGGGGUGGCAAAUUCCCCUGCUCUGAGAUAAAAAAGAAAAACAUUGGGAAAAUAAAAACAUGUAAAAUAAGUGCAAUUGUAAACAAUAUAUGUCAAAUAUGUUUCAUCAUUUCUGCUUGUCCAUGAAAAGGAGAACCCCCCCUUGAAAAAAUUCCUGGAUCCGCCCCUGAUAUGAUAGCAGGACUGGCUUAACACAAUGACUUCCUGAUGUUGAAUGUUGAUGUUGCUCCGAGUGAUAAUGAUGAUGGUGAUUAUAAAGGUAUGACCUGGCCAUGCGUGUGCAGUGCUGACUAAGAUGAUUUGGGGUAGAUGAUAAUGAUGGCAAGAUUUAUUACUGUGAUUCUGGUGAUAGUAGGCUACUUUUGAGAAUUAUUCAUGUGCCUUGAAUGGAUGCUGAGCUGCGUUUAAAUUUGAGUGUCUCCAGGGCAUUGACAGCAGAAAAAAAGUGGGGUGCUAUAUGGGACACCAUCAGGUAUCGGCCAUUAACAGACCAUAAGUCCUGCGCCAGUGUAGGACCUGCCAAAAGUGGUGGGGAGGGGCAUGCCCCAGUCAAAAACCUGAGUGGGACCAACUGGCCUCCCUGGCCCCCAUCUGCAGUCAGUGUGACCUCUUAGUGGAAAGCUGCUUUCAUAAAUUCAAUCCAAAGGGGAAAAUUAUAUAGUCAAACAGAAUGUCAGAUUGUUAAAAGAAUGAAUUGUUGUGAUGCAUGUGGUCAAAAUUAUUCUGUGUGAGAGAGUUCCAUGGAAGCAUGAGAAUACGUACGUGAGUGAUACCUGGGCAUGUCAUCAGACAUGUUUUUUUUUCAUGCAUUAUGGUUAUGUGGAACUUGGGGUAUUUUUGCAGUGUCAUAUAUACACCUAGUUAUAGCACACACAGCUUAAAGAUAUUGCCAGUUGAGUUUGAUUUGGCUUGAUGUAUUUGUUCUGUGGUUGCAGAGACAAACAUUUGUCAUUACACCAAUUUUGUGGGGACCAGAAACAUUUUAGGGAGAGAGCAAUGUCUCUUUAGUCCUAAUUUGCCCUUAGAGGAGACGUGACCUGCCCAUACACCUAUACAUGUAUAGUACAACAAAGGUAAUGGGCAUCUGACUGUUAACAGCAAUCUGUUGUCUUUUAAGAUAUUGACUUGAUAUUGUUGGAAAGUUUAAAACUUUCAUAUAUGACCAAGUGAGCAAAGCUCAUGCAUCAAGAAUUUAAGAUGAAGAUGACUAGGUUCGUGUACAUUUAUGAACUACAUAGGAUCUGCAGCCCCUCCACUAAAAGUAUGCAAAAUGUUUAUUCAGAUUUUAUUUUGAUGUCAGAGUAUUGUACUUGAAAUUUCACGAAAGACAUCGCUUACCUUGCGUUCAGAUUUUUAUCUGUCCCCUUCCUGGAUCAUGCACGGAGUUACGUACCAAAGUUUAGCUAUUUAUUUUUAAAAAUAUUUUUACAAAUACGACAGGUAAUUAUAGUGUGGUUUUAAAGGAAAUCAUGAAAGAGUAUUUCAGUUUCUUUUUAAUGCAAGAUUUCUAGUGCACAUGUACUGUUUUAUAUUAUUGGAUGGUAUAUGCUUCUAUGCAUGAUGGCUUUCUGAUAGGAAGGAAAAAAUGUAUCGGGAAAAAAA
This is a messenger RNA of Acanthaster planci (crown-of-thorns starfish), 4306 nucleotides long. RefSeq names its product protein SPMIP7-like. The record is from RefSeq and is a predicted model, not a curated record. NCBI's taxonomy places the organism in Eukaryota, Metazoa, Echinodermata, Asteroidea, Valvatida, Acanthasteridae.